AUCCAAAACCAUUCCAUCAGUAAUAGGACUCUCUCUCUCUCUCUCUAGAAAAUAUUCCUAUAAUUGUUAAAUAACGUUAAGACAAGUAAGCAGCUGCCCAGAAGAAUCCUAACGAACAACAAGUUUGUUGCCAUUUCCAAAAUCUGACUUCAAUCUCUCUCUCUCUCUCUCUAUAUAUAUAUAUGUAUGUUUGUAUAUCUAACUCUCAAUACAAAGCCCUAUUUUUGUACCCAGCACCACAAUGUCUACUUGUUUUUCUUGAACCUCCCUGCACGAAUCGAAACCUCUCCAGAAAACAGAGCACCAAACCCAAAUGGGUUUGAUUAUUGAUGAAGAAGAAGAACGAGACGACGUCGUUCUGGUUCCACCCACCAAUUUCUCCAUGGUCGAAGAUGGCAUUUACAGAUCCGGCUUUCCUCAACCCUCCAAUUUCCCAUUUCUUGAAACCCUCAAUUUAAAAUCAGUCAUAUGUUUGUGUACCGAACCUUACCCUCAAGAAAAUUUGGAGUUUCUUCAAUCUCACGGUGUUCAGCUCUUCAAAUUUGGAAUUGAAGGGACUAAGGAGCAGAAUAUUCCGAGGGAAACUAUCACGGAGGCUCUGAAAAUUUUAAUUGAUGUCAGAAACCAUCCGGUUCUAAUCCAUUGUAGACGUGGAAAGCACCGGACAGGUUGUCUCGUUGGCUGCCUGAGAAAACUGCAGAAUUGGUGUAUAUCUUCUGUGUUUGAGGAGUACAAACAUUUUGCUGGCACAAAAACGAGGUCAACGGAUUUGAGUUUUCUGGAGGCAUACAAUGUCUUAUGCCUGAAGCGCUGCCUUUACAGCAUUAUCUACCAGUACCACGGGUAUGGUUCGAAGAAGAGGCGCUUGCUUUACAAACAAGAAAGUGUACUCAAGCCCCAGAUAAAAUCAAUUUAGCAGGGAUUGGACAACACUUUUCCCAGAUAUGGUCCUCAAAAACUCUGGUACCUCCUCUUGUUUGUUAUAUACGGAUUUUUUUUCACACAUCCAUUCUUUGUGAGUGCAUAAGCCCUUGUUUACAGAGCAGUUUUAUACAGCUUCUGUGAAGACUAUUUUUUUUUUUUCCCUCUUUUUUUCAAACGAUGAAUUUUAUUUUUUUCGAACGAUUCCCUUGUAUUAUUUUUAUCAAGUUAUUGUUCAGUUACAUUUGUAAUCUGAGAGCAUUGUUUUCAGUCUUGCUCCAGAAAUUCCCUUCA
Cornus florida is the source of this 1215-nucleotide messenger RNA. Its product is annotated as tyrosine-protein phosphatase DSP3-like. Gene Ontology annotation, cellular component: cytoplasm. The record is from RefSeq and is a predicted model, not a curated record. The transcript is spliced from 5 exons. NCBI's taxonomy places the organism in Eukaryota, Viridiplantae, Streptophyta, Magnoliopsida, Cornales, Cornaceae. Gene Ontology annotation, biological process: protein dephosphorylation. Bases 314 to 916 code for a protein of 200 amino acids. Gene Ontology annotation, molecular function: phosphatase activity.